AUGGCUCUGCAGGAUGUCUGCAAGUGGCAGGUCCCUGAUACCCAGGGGCUAUCCCCCCAUUUGCCUGAGGCUGGUGGCUGGGCUGUGCCUCAGGGCUGUGACCCUCAAACCUUCCUGCAGAUCUAUGGCCCCAGACUGGCUCAUGGCACCACCACCCUGGCUUUUCGAUUCCGUCACGGUGUCAUCGCUGCAGCUGACACUCGUUCCUCCUGUGGCAGCUAUGUGGCAUGUCCGGCCUCACGAAAGGUCAUCCCUGUGCACCGGCACCUUCUGGGUACCACCUCUGGGACCUCUGCUGAUUGUGUCACAUGGUAUCGGGUGUUACAGCGGGAGCUGCGACUUCGGGAACUGAGGGAAGGUCAGCUGCCCAGUGUGGCGGGCACAGCCAAACUCUUGUCAACUAUGAUGUCCCGCUACCGGGGUCUGGAUCUGUGUGUGGCCACAGCCCUGUGUGGCUGGGACCACUCUGGCCCUGCCCUCUUCUAUGUCUACAGCGAUGGCACUUGUUUGCAGGGAGACAUCUUCUCUGUGGGCUCUGGAUCUCCGUAUGCCUAUGGUGUGCUUGACCGUAGCUACCACUAUGACAUGACCAUUCAGGAAGCCUAUACUCUGGCCCGCUGUGCUGUGGCCCAUGCCACCCACCGUGAUGCUUAUUCAGGGGGCUCCGUGGACCUUUUCCAUGUUCAAGAGUCUGGAUGGGAGUAUGUGUCCCGCAGUGAUGCCUACGUGCUAUACAUGGAGCUGCAGAAAGCCCCAGGCUUGGAGCAGGAGCGGGAGCCGGAGCGGAAGCAGGAGCGGGAGCCGGAGCAGGAGCAGGAGCAGGAGGCGGAAGUCAGUCAAGUCUGCCCUGGACCCGCCACUCCACAAGAUGCUGCAGGAGGUGGAGAACUCUUUGUGGAGCCAGAGGAGGUGACAGCAGAAGACGACAGGAUAAGAGUGAAGACUGAAAUGAUUUGA
This is a messenger RNA of Alexandromys fortis (reed vole), 957 nucleotides long. It is a transcript of the gene Psmb11, whose product is annotated as proteasome subunit beta 11. The transcript has a single exon. The coding region runs from base 1 to 957 and encodes 318 amino acids. Gene Ontology annotation, cellular component: proteasome core complex. Gene Ontology annotation, molecular function: threonine-type endopeptidase activity. NCBI's taxonomy places the organism in Eukaryota, Metazoa, Chordata, Mammalia, Rodentia, Cricetidae. The record is from RefSeq and is a predicted model, not a curated record.